AUGGACUCUACCGAUCGCUCCAACCGUGGUGAGCUCGGCAGACCGCAAAUGGUCAUUCAACAAUAUGCGCGAUAUCCUCCGACCUUGGAAUCGACGUUGCAGAGUGCUUCCUCCUUGGGAAGUUCUCGUAGUCAAAUAGAUAUCAACAAAUCGCCUCCCUUACAGCGAAGAGAAACCCCCAGGAGCUUACAGUCUUCCCCGAGGGGCAUGCAUUCUGCUAUACCCCCAUCAUCGGCCAAUCGCUCCGGGGCCUCCAUGUCUCCGCCAGUUUUUGAUCCUCGUCGCCAUCAGCCUAUGAAAGAUUCUGCCGAUCACGCAGAUUCCCGAGCUCUUCCGUCACGGGAUAUUACUGACGAAACGAUUGAUGACGCCUAUGUUUCAUUUAUCUUGUACUGCAAUCCUAAUGUUCCAUCCUCGGUUGACACAUCAGAUCUGAGAAAGACCUUCCGGUGUCUGCCGCGCAGUGAUGGAAAAAGCUUCAACAUCUUUACCCUAUUCGGCCUCAUUCGAAGGCGGCUGCAGAAUGAAGAGUUGAAGACAUGGAUUCAAUUAGCAAUUGAGUUGGGUGUUGAACCACCUUGCCUUGAAAAGAAACAAAGCACCCAGAAGGUGCAACAGUACACUGUUCGCCUCAAAGUACGUCUGCCAAGCUUCCAACCCAAAUUUCAUCUUGCUAAUCUCGCCCAGCGAUGGAUGCGUGCUAUGCAUAUUGAUGCUUUCUUUGAAUAUUGUAUGGGACUGCCCCAUUCUUACUAUACACAGCUCCCACCAUCUGGUCCUUUUGUUAGCGAAUCUCGCGAUGGUGUGUUAUUGGAAGAGGAUCUUGCACUCAGGGCACUUGUGCCACAGUGGAAGCCAAAGCGGGGAAGGAAAAGGGUCGAGGAUAGGUACACCGAGGAAGAUAGAGCAAUCAAGCGGCCCCAGUUGGAUACAUCUGUGGGCGCCCAGCAGCAGGGUAGUUUUCAGUCCCACUCCGUGGCAUUCCCACAGAGUGCGAUUCCAUUCAGUGCAUUUCCUGAUGAUGCUGAAUCCAAUGACCCCUGGAUACCGGCGACCUCAUCGUUUCCGAAUGGUUCAAGGCCGGACCAGCAAAAUCCAGAUAUACGCUGGAGACAUCCUGAACGGGAUGCCUCUCCUGCUAGUUAUCCACAGUCUGCUAUCAUUCCCCGAAGUCAUCUGCCAUCAGAUGUACUCAAGUCUGCGGAACCACGGUCCGCAGUUACUCCGUCAACGGGUGAAAAAACCCGUUCCAGAAGACGACAUGGCCCUGCAGUUUCGUCUGCUUGGCCGAAUAGCAACGGAUUAUCAGCCGGGAAAGGCCGAGGAAGGCCACCAAAUAAAGGGUCAUCAUCGGGUUCCUUUUCUACAUUCCAGGUCAAUCCUAGCCGGGAAUCAUCGCAGGCACCCAACCCUAAUACUCAGGCUCCUUCACUUGCCCUUGACAGAAAUCCGCCCCAAAUAUUUCAGGCCCCAACUCACAAUAAUCCUCCAACAUCUAUCUCUCAGGGGAGGCCCAAUAGACUUCAAUUGCAGGUUCCUCAACAUUCAGGGGCGCCUGUUAGACUUGCCUCUCCACCGAGACUAGUAGUCAAUGGUGUGAAUGGUGCUGUCGUUCCCGGGUCUGAAGGGUCCAAUGAGCCCCGCCAACAUCUUACCACAGAUACCACAAAAAAUGGUAUCACUACUCAAACAUCUUCUUCUGGUGGGCAAAGAAAUGCGGUCAUUACUCCGGAUCCCUCCAUUGAUGAGGUUGUUCAUGCACUUUCUGCCGAGCUUCUUCGUGCUAGGCUGACAGGGCAGACGGCUACUCUUGCUCCUAACGAGGCGGCUGCCCUGGCUUCGGAGAUGGUGAUCAAUUUGUCUUCAUUAUAUUCACAGUUUUACCUUGGGACUCCUUCGCUGCUACUAGCCUUACAUCUUGGUGUUGGUCAUCAUUUCGGACUCGCAGGCACUAAUCCAGGGUCACUGGUUAUCAAGGUUGAACGUGCGACCUCAAGCAGCGAUGAAGAUAGGAAUGCCCCUGCCACUAAAGAAUCAUUCAGUGAUAUCCGCUAUACCGUCUUCCAUGAGUACAAAACUUCAAGCCAGUUUUCGAUGCAAAUCACGCUCGCAAAAACCAAUCCUAGUCUGGGAAGGAAGGAUUCACCUGACCAUGCAAAUGUGAUUAUGGGCCCGAGUAAUGAGAAUAUUGACAAUGAUAAGACGGCAAACCUGGAUUUUGACGAUGAUGAUUCUAGUCAUCCUGUUUCCGAGGCAACAUGGAAGCAGCGUUACACAAGACUCCGUGCUCAGAUGCACAGAAAGGACCAGGCUUUGUCGCAAUACAAGCGAAAGAUCGUGGAAUCUGUCAUGGCAGACAUAUAA
Messenger RNA from Penicillium psychrosexuale, 2364 nucleotides. It is a transcript of the gene abp2, whose product is annotated as putative ARS binding protein Abp2. The transcript has a single exon. The record is from RefSeq and is a predicted model, not a curated record. Bases 1 to 2364 code for a protein of 787 amino acids. Lineage: Eukaryota; Fungi; Ascomycota; Eurotiomycetes; Eurotiales; Aspergillaceae. Gene Ontology annotation, molecular function: DNA replication origin binding.